This is a messenger RNA of Penicillium waksmanii, 1452 nucleotides long. RefSeq lists its product as uncharacterized. The record is from RefSeq and is a predicted model, not a curated record. The transcript has a single exon. Bases 1 to 1452 code for a protein of 483 amino acids. Lineage: Eukaryota; Fungi; Ascomycota; Eurotiomycetes; Eurotiales; Aspergillaceae.
AUGGCCCGAUCAGAUGAUCACUUGCCUCCCCCAGUGGACGAAUGGGUGAAAAAGACUAUCGAAAAAUUCCAAGCUGGUAAAGAUACGUUUUCUGGACGAGAGAUUUUCGAAGUCGAUGAGUAUUGUUCCAAAAUUUCUAGAGAUUUCCAGGUACCCGAGCCUCUGUACCAGGCAUUCAUUAGAGAUAUGGCAUACCAUUAUGCCGGUGAUGCCACCAAGCAAUCCCUUUCAGAAGGACUCCUCAAGGAAAAAUCAAAUCCAGACGUCGUGAAAGAGCAUCUGAAGGCAUUGGAUCUUGAUGGUGCCUUGCUGAGAUUGAGAGCCGCUGUCAAGAUCAACCAGCAGAAGAUGAUCCAGCUACCAUAUGCUGAUUCCUUUCCAAAGAUUCUCGAUCAGGAGUGGGGAACGUUGCGCGGUAGUAAUCGAAUGCUACCAUCAUACCCAACAAUUCCUCAUACUGGCGAAUGCGAUGAGCAUGGACAGGCAAAACCUGCACAGAUUUCUCUCAGACAGGAUCGUACAACGACGCUGACCCCGGCCAAAAUCAGGACUAUAAUGACCGAGAACAUUGGCGGGUUGAAGAAGACGCACAACGAGGUCUUCUACGCCAGUGGGUAUUACAGAGGAUACCUCAAGCCAGCCUACAUCUGGACUGCACUGGAAAAGGACGGUAUGGGCAACCUGUACCUAUCCGAUGCAAUUCUAAAUAAGCAUGUCCCGCUCUGGAGAAUUAUCCUCGCAUACAAAGGAAAUCUCAAGGCAUUUGAUCAAGGUAGACCCCCCAUCUCCAAUGAGACCACCGACAAGCCGUGCUCAAUGGUCAAAUUCGAGAAUACUACACCAAAAGGAAGCGGCCAAGGGGAUCUGACUGCACUUGUUGAGAGAAUGUUCCUGGAGUUCAAGGAGGUCAAAGACGAGCUCAAGGAACUGAAAGGGUCUACACUCUCUACGACCGAAGUGUCUUCUGAGCCGUCCACCGGGGGAGGGAAGUCCACAGGUAUCAACAAAACUUCCGCUGAGCAGAGCUGCGAAGAAGAAUAUGACGACGAAGAGAUGAAUCCAAAUCCCCACUCGAAAGUACCGCUCCCAACCAACGAACAAAAUGGAGAUGAUGCAGAUCUCGAUGCAGCUGAAGAGGAAACCCGAGACAAUGGCACGAAUACUGGCUCGCCUGACCCUCUUUCAAUUGAUGAACAAUCUGCAAACAGUGCAGAGUGUGGGAAUACUCCUCUUUCUCAGACCCACGAGGGCAAUCUGACCGAGAACGAUGAUGUACCUGAAGAGAUGACUCCAGAUACCGGCCCGAAGACUGGUUUGGCAGUGAAAGCCGGCACAAACAAGCGGCCUAAUACAGGCUCGCUCCAAGCUUCGAAUAAAAGGGCUCGCUCUAACGGGAAUCGGGGCGCUGUCAAAAAUCAAGGGAACAGGGGCUCUACCCAAGGACAGACCUGA